GAUUCGCUUAGAUCCAUUUGCUUUCUGUUCCUCUGAGCUGCCUCCUUGUCUACAUGUGGCUCAGAGAAGUUAAACUGCAGUUUCAGGCUGCGGACUAGACGGAAUGCAAGGCUGGCAGUUUGUAACGGCAGCAUUUUAAGAGGUGACAUGCAGUUACUUCUAGCCCAGAUAAUGUGUGUCCUAUCCCUGCCUGGCACCACAGCUGCUAAAACAAUGAAGUUCCUUGCAGAGAUGGAAGACACCCUGCUGAAGAACUUGUUUCGAGGAUACCAGAAAUGGGUUAGACCAGUUAGAAACUGCAAUGAUACAAUAAAAGUAAAGUUUGGACUUGAAAUCUCCCAGCUUGUUGAUGUGGAUGAGAAGAAUCAGCUGAUGGCAACAAAUGUUUGGUUAAAGCAGGAGUGGAAUGACUAUAAGCUGAGCUGGAAUCCAGAUGAUUAUGGUGGCAUUAGCACGAUCAGGGUUCCUUCUGAGUCCAUUUGGCUGCCUGACAUUGUCUUAUAUGAAAAUGCAGAUGGACGUUUUGAAUCCUCCCUCAUGACAAAGGCUAUUGUGAAAUACAAUGGGACAGUGAGGUGGACGCCUCCUGCGAGUUACAAGAGCUCUUGCACAAUAGAUGUCACCUUUUUUCCGUUUGACAAACAGAACUGCUCAAUGAAAUUUGGAUCUUGGACCUAUGAUGGUGGAUUGGUUGACCUGAUUCUAGUGGAUGAAGAUGUGGACCAGAAGAAUUUCUUUGACAAUGGAGAGUGGGAAAUCUUAAAUGCCACUGGGAUAAAAGGGAUAAGAAAGGAUGGUUAUUAUUCCUAUCCAUUUAUCACCUAUUCUUUUAUACUGAGGCGCUUGCCUUUGUUCUACACAUUGUUUCUGAUUGUCCCUUGCCUUGGCUUAUCUCUUCUAACUGUCCUGGUAUUUUACUCACCAUCAGACGAAGGGGAGAAGCUAUCACUAUCCACUUCAGUUCUAGUUUCCUUGACUGUGUUCCUCUUGCUUAUUGAAGAAAUAAUCCCUUCCUCCUCAAGGGUCAUCCCUCUGAUUGGUGAAUACUUAUUGUUCAUUAUGAUCUUUGUCACCCUCUCGAUCAUUGUUACUGUCUUUGUUAUAAAUGUACAUCAUCGAUCCUCAACCACUUACCACCCCAUGGCUCCAUGGGUCAAAAAGCUAUUCCUUCAAACCCUUCCUAGGCUUCUGUGUAUGAGGGGGCAUACUGACCGCUACCACUGUCGGGGAAGUGCUCCCAAUAGUCCAAAGGGAAAGCAAAGAGCCAACGAGAAGCAUCGUCACACUUCGGCAAAGAGCGAUGAAAAUGCAGCAAUGGUGGCCAUCCUAGAAAAGGCUGCUGAGUCGGUGAGAUACAUCUCAAGCCACAUAAAGAAGGAACAUUCCAUUCGUGAGGUUGUGGAAGACUGGAAAUUUGUAGCUCAAGUUCUGGACCGGAUCUUCUUAUGGCUAUUUUUGCUAGUGGCCAUUCUUGGAUCAGUGUUGAUAUUUGCACCAGCGCUUCGAAUGUGGGAGAGCAUUGUCAUAAUGCCCAGUGUAAACUAUAAUAAUUAACCUAAGAUAUGGCCCAUUAAUGUUUUGGAGCUGGUUUGCUAAUGUAUCACUUGUUACUAGAUUCAACUAUAUUUUGUAGAAAGAAAAUGAUUUGAUAAGUAGUCACUUGAAAGGCAUGGGAAAAUACAUCCACAUAGGUAACAGGCAGGGUUUUCAUUAGGUUGCUGCAGAAGUACCAAAAUCAUUCAUCCUAAGAACUUUAGUGGCAAAUUAUGUGCAGCGCAAAUUAGAUUUCCGUGUAUUUUGAAAAGCUGAUGGAAGAAUUAGAUGUUGGCCUUGUCACAGACUGACCGCACUCACCAGAAUGGAUCAGUUGUUGCAACAAGUAUCCACUAAUCACACCUGUCUAUGGGCCUUUGAGUGGAAACAUGGGGAAAUAGGAGCAAGAGUAGGCCUUUUGGCCCUUUUAAGUUCAUUCUUCCAUUCAAUACCAUAUUCCUGCUUGUAAAUUUAGAUUCCUUUAGAUACAAGCUGUAUAGAAACUUCAAAAUUUAUUCCUUUUCAUUAAUGACCAUUGUUAACUGGCAUGACUGGAAAAUAAUUCUGUGUAUGUUUUUGAAGUCAUUUUCAGUAAGUUAAAACUUGAGGGUGGUGCUUGGGACACUGAAAAUUCUUAUUAUUUUAUGAUUUCCCCUAUUUUCAGCCACAUUAAUCAAACUGCAUCCUGUAUAUCACUUUUAAACAUAACAAAGGAUAGAUGUAAUACAAUUGUUAAAAAUUCUGUUCAAAAAUGCUGUCAGGAUGAACAGCUCCAUGGAAAACUUUCCAUUCAUUGGUAGAUAAAUGAGUUUGAAUGGAAACUUGAGGAAAAAGACAACUCUGACAAUUAACUCCAUUUUGAGCAUAUUCUGCACCCAGAUUACCCAUUGUAUUCAAAGCAGAACUCUGCAUGAUGUAUUUCAUCACCUCAAUGUUGUGGCCACAGUUAACUUCAAUACUUUAUAUUUUGAUUGGUGAAAGAAAAAUUCUGCAGUGGAAUCAUAUAGUCACUGUCAAUGUUCACAUAUAGAUGCAUGGACACAUUUAUUAUAUGAAUCAUAUUAAUAUAUUUUUGGCAAAAGGGCACAGCCUUGAGGAUUUUACAGAACAAAAAAUGUAUUAACUAUGUCAUUGGACACUUUGCCAUGGUUUGAUUGAGCAGUCACUGAUAAUGGUCACUUUGUUAAAAAGUACCAGCAAAUUAGGUCUUCUUGGUUAAGUUAAUGAUGCUGGCUAUUUAGUUGCUCUGUUUAACAAUGCUCUACCUUUAGAGAAUAAAAAUGAGAAACCUUAGGUCUAUUGCCAUUGGUUCAUUCAUACCUUCACCACUUCCAUGUUAUGUGCUGCCUUGUUUCAGCUGAGUUUGUUGCUCUAAAUCACAGUCAGGAUUUCAAAGAAUUGAGAUGCACAUAUAAUUUAUGCUUUCUUGAGUCCUGGCUUUAUUCCUUACAGCUGGAUUCACUUAUCUUGCAGUCUACAAACCACGUUAAUUUGUAUAUCAGUGUGCUUCAGUAAAAUAAAGUAUUCUCGUGUUAUGACUA
This is a messenger RNA of Pristis pectinata (smalltooth sawfish), 3074 nucleotides long. It is a transcript of the gene chrnb3a, whose product is annotated as cholinergic receptor nicotinic beta 3 subunit a. The record is from RefSeq and is a predicted model, not a curated record. Gene Ontology annotation, biological process: monoatomic ion transmembrane transport; regulation of membrane potential; nervous system process. Gene Ontology annotation, molecular function: acetylcholine-gated monoatomic cation-selective channel activity; transmembrane signaling receptor activity. Lineage: Eukaryota; Metazoa; Chordata; Chondrichthyes; Rhinopristiformes; Pristidae. The transcript is spliced from 6 exons. Gene Ontology annotation, cellular component: synapse; neuron projection; postsynaptic membrane. Bases 148 to 1554 code for a protein of 468 amino acids.